Molecule: messenger RNA, 5113 nt
Organism: Gracilinanus agilis (Agile Gracile Mouse Opossum)
Lineage: Eukaryota; Metazoa; Chordata; Mammalia; Didelphimorphia; Didelphidae
Gene: NR1D2
Product: nuclear receptor subfamily 1 group D member 2
Exons: 8
Coding region: 1-1785 (594 amino acids)
Biological process (GO): positive regulation of transcription by RNA polymerase II; negative regulation of transcription by RNA polymerase II; cell differentiation
Molecular function (GO): nuclear receptor activity; zinc ion binding; RNA polymerase II cis-regulatory region sequence-specific DNA binding
Source: RefSeq, a predicted model, not a curated record
AUGAUCUCCGGGCAAGGAGGAUCACUAGAAGACACCACUGCUUACAGCUACAGGGGAACAGGGGUCCCUGGAGGUGUGAUUGCUUAUAUCAGCUCCUCAAGCUCAGCCUCCAGCCCUGCCUCUUGUCACAGCGAGGGUUCAGAGAGUGGGUUCCAAUCCUCUCCUUCUUCGGUCCCAUCAUCUCCAAACAGUUCUGCGUCAUCAGAUUGCAAUGGCAACAGUAGUACCGAAGGCACUUCAAAGAGCGACCGGACAGAUGGCCCUCUGAAAACCAGCAAAUCUGGUGUCACUGGGAUGACCAAGGGUCCCGCAGGGGCUACAAAGUUCAGUGGUAUGGUUCUACUCUGUAAAGUCUGUGGGGAUGUGGCGUCAGGAUUCCACUAUGGAGUUCAUGCGUGUGAAGGCUGUAAGGGCUUCUUCAGGAGAAGUAUUCAACAGAAUAUCCAGUAUAAAAAGUGCCUGAAGAAUGAGAACUGUUCUAUCAUGAGGAUGAACAGGAAUAGAUGUCAGCAGUGCCGCUUCAAGAAAUGUCUGUCUGUUGGGAUGUCACGAGAUGCUGUUCGGUUUGGUCGAAUUCCUAAGCGUGAAAAACAGCGAAUGCUGAUGGAAAUGCAGAGUGCCAUGAAGACCAUGAUGAACAGCCAGUUCAGUGGUCAUUUGCAGAGUGAAGCAUUAGUAGAACGUCAUGGACAGACAACCUCGCCUGUCCAGGAACAGCUGCGACCCAAACCUCAGAUGCAACAGGAGACCAUGAAAAGUCCCUCUCCUCCGCCUUCAGACUUUGCAAAGGAAGAAGUAAUUGGCUUGGUGACCAGAGCUCAUCAGGAUACCUUUAUGUAUAACCAAGAGCAGCAAGAGAGCUCCACUGAGGUCCUGCAGCAUUCCAGGGGAGAAAGGAUCCCAAAGAACAUGGAGCAGCAUUAUAACUUAAACCAUGACCGUUGUAGCAGUGGGCUUGGGGGCAGCCAUUAUCCCAGUAGUGAGAGCCAACACCACCUCAGCAGACAGUACAAAGGGAGGAGCAUCGUGCAUUAUCCCAAUGGGCGUGCCAUUUGUAUUACAAAUGGACACUGUGUGAACUUCUCCAAUGGCUAUACUCCAAGAGUAUGUGAUCGAAUACUGAUUGAUGGAUUUUCUCAGAAUGAGAACAAGAAUAGUUACCUGUGCAACACUGGAGGGAGAAUGCAUCUGGUGUGUCCAAUGAGUAAGUCUCCAUAUGUGGAUCCUCAUAAAUCGGGCCAUGAAAUCUGGGAAGAGUUUUCCAUGAGUUUUACCCCAGCAGUGAAAGAAGUGGUUGAGUUUGCAAAGCGUAUUCCAGGGUUCAGAGAUCUUUCCCAGCAUGACCAGGUCAACCUUUUAAAAGCAGGGACCUUUGAGGUUUUAAUGGUACGAUUUGCAUCCCUGUUUGAUGCAAAGGAACGUACUGUGACCUUUCUCAGUGGGAAGAAGUAUAAUAUGGAUGACUUGCGUUCAAUGGGAGCUGGAGAGCUACUCAACUCCAUGUUUGAAUUUAGUGAAAAACUAAAUUCUCUACAACUCAGUGAUGAGGAGAUGAGUUUGUUUACAGCUGUAGUCCUAGUGUCUGCAGAUCGUUCAGGAAUAGAAAAUGUCAACUCUGUGGAGGCUUUACAAGAAACCCUCAUUCGUGCGUUAAGGACCUUAAUAAUGAAAAAUCAUCCGAACGAAGCCUCUAUUUUUACAAAACUCCUUCUGAAGCUGCCAGAUCUGCGUUCUUUAAACAACAUGCACUCUGAAGAGCUUUUGGCCUUUAAAGUUCACCCUUAGAGCUGUUCGUUUAUUUAUACAUGGAUUGGUUCAUGCAGACUGUACAUUUUGUGCUAAAAUGCUUAUUUAUAGGUUUGUACCUUAUGUGGAGAAAGAGAAAUCCUUGAGACAUUACACGAUUGUUAGAGAUCCCUGUAAUCAUGCAAUAAUCCUGAGAACUUUCUGGCCACCUGGUCCUGCAACUGAGAGCAUCCUCCAUGAUAUACACCAAAUCAGCUGUGUCGCACUUAAACAGGAGAAGCUACACUGAAUUAUAAUCACACUGAAUGUUAAGGCUUUUUUCAUCUGCCAAAACCAAAAAGAAUUUUUUAUCUCCCUGUGGUAUAAACAAUGAAAAGGAUAUGGGCCCUGAAGUUAUCCUACUUGCAUGGAACUUCCCAAUCCCAGACCUCUGUUUGACCCCACGGCAGGCAGGGUGAUAUAAUGAUUAAUAAUCCAGGAGCUCUGUGGGCUGUCCCUGGCUCUACCACCCGCGGGGCCGCUUGCUUCGGAUCCCAGGUCAGCCACAUUAAGUCUCAGGCCUUGGUUUCCUCAUACAGAAAAUAAGGCGCCUCGCUCCUCUCUCUGCCUGCUUCACUGUAGCAUCGUGAGGGUUAAUUGGAAAAUGUCUGUAAAGCAUAUUUACCUCCUGGGAGAUAGGCACUAUGUAAAUAAAGCAUUAUUUUUCUUCUACUCCUAAAUAACUUUUUUGAAAUGAUUUCAGUCCACACCAACUCAUUCAUUGUUUAGGACACAUGCACAUGUGUCUGUAAAGAAAUACAGACACAUUGCAUGUUUAUGAAUAUAUGAAAUAACAUAAUUUUGUGUACAAAUAUGUAUGUGAAUAUAGUUUUACAUAUUUCUUCACAAUAUUUUAAACUGUGAAGAAGUUUAUCAUACAAGAGGUUUAAAAAUAGAGAUAUGAAAAGAAUCAAAUAGGUACACUUACUGCCUACUGAUAAAUUAACCAUCACUUGCAAAUGUUUAGCUGUUAUCAGAUCGAAUUUAUGCUCUAUUUUUGUUAAUUUAAAGAACUCGUAAUGUAAAUGUGCAACAAUUAACUCCAAACUUAAGUAAUAUACUUUAGAGUCUGCCUUUGGGAAAUGAGAAUUAAUUGUCCAAGGUAUUAGUUAAUUUAACAGCCCAUUCAGCUCAGAUUCCAAGCUUGAGCUGAUAAAAGUUGAGCUGCCCACCACUAUUCAUGUACUAUCACACUGCUUUAAAAAAAAGAAAAGAAAAGAAAAAAAAAUAGUCGCAAAAUGGUUAAGAACAUUGAUUCUUUCUGCAGAACUAUAAUAACCUGUAGUUUAAGGAAUAUCGUAUUUAACAUGUUAAUAGCAUAUUUUUCAUAUUUGGAGACCAUUUUUUUACACUACAAAGAGUUUUUUGUUUCAUUAUUAAAUAGAGUUUAAAUCUGAAAUUAGAAAGACUCAAUCCAGUGGCCUAAUGACCUUCUCUCUGCCAUGCACAUCUAGUCUAGGCCCUGCAGGCUUGGAGGGAGGUGGCAUGUGCAAAGACUGUUUACCCAAAAAGAAUAUUGGGAUUUUGUUAAUUCCACUUUGUGAAAAUGGCCUCUCAUUUGUAGCAAUAAGGAAGAAUGCCCAAUGGGAGGUGCUGGCUUGUGUUUCUCUUCUCCUGUCACUGUCCAGAAAAGGAGAGUUUAGUGGGAUUCUUUGAAAAAGAGGUGUCCGUCUCCUUUGUCCCUUAUACUAGAUGAAAGGAGCCCAGUUUCCUGUUACGCCUGUUACUGUCAUGUAAUGAAUGUGAGGAGCAAAAUGCCUUAUUUUCUAGUCUCAUUACUGCUCAAGAGCACUGCGACUAGGACUCGAACUGCUGUCCCGUGACCUAGCCCAGUGGGGGAGGGAAGUAUGGCGCCAUUUCUGAUACCAUCUCUCUAAACCAUAAUUGGGAUUGACCUUCGACUGGGUGUGACUCUUGCGGACUAUUUAUUGUAGUUUCUAUGAAUUCUUUACUUGGUAGCAUUAUCUUUUUGAGAUUUCUUAUUUUUGAAGAUAUCAAGGACAUGGUUUCCUUUUUUUUUUUUUUUUUGCGGGAGUAGACACAGCUUUUUUGGGGUAUGUUUGGGGAAAAAAAAGGUCAAAUUAAUACCCAGUUUUUGCCUUUUGCAUAUGCCUCUUUAUCACAUGUAUCUUAAAAAAAUUAUUAAGCCUUUAGGAAUGUAUAACCAGAAAUGUGUAAGUAUUGCUUAUUAAAAUUUUAGUUAGGUUCAGUAUAUACAUACAUCUAUCUAUAUGUAUAUAUAUAGGUAUAUAGAUAUGUAUUUUGUCUUGUGACAUUUUAUUUGAAUGAAUUCUUCCUGUAGAUGAUGGGAAAUGAACAGAGAAUUCCUAUGAAAACAAGGUUCCACUCACAGCACUUGUGUGUUGGAAAAUGAUCCCGAUAUUGAAACCUCGAAUUCCAAAAUUAAGCCAGCAAUGUUUUUACAAGCACAUUCUUUUACCAAGUCACCGAUUAUACACUACACUUAUUAAAUGCUGAGAAGACAACCGAUAUAUAGACAGACAACUUUCUCAGUAGAUGGGACAUUGCUGAUUGAUGAAUAAUGUACUGUAUGAAUUCAGUGACGUUUUAAUUCUUUGCAUUUUAAGAAACAUUAUGGGCAUUAUGUCAGCAAACUAAGGGCAUUAUGUCAGCAAACUAAAUCUUGUCUGUGCUUUUCAUGUAUCUUUCUAUGACCUGGGGAAGGGUCAGCUUGUAGACAGAACAGCUGAGGAAAAAGGCAAGCACUUCCUGUCUUCCUGGGAGGCACUUUUUCUUAAAGGGGAGGGGAGGGGAAGACAAGUGGCAAAUUAAUUGCAGGUUUAAAAAAUUUCAGAGCAGGUAAUGUAUGUGGGUUAAGUGUUUAUCUUUCAAAACUACAUUUCAAGAAAUUAAUGUAACCUGAUAAGAUAUGAUUUAUUUUCUGUAAACAUGGGCUAGACUUAUUACUGUGCACGAAAAUAACUGCUUAGCUCCAUUGUUACGUUUCUUUUCCAAUAUCAAGUUUGCUGAAUGUAAAAGAAGAGUUUAUCACUUAGGAUAUAGAAUUUUUUUUAGGGGGGGAGGGAGGAGCAUCUUGAAAUCAUGACUGACAAACAAGGAACUUGUCUUCAUGUGAUCCAGAAUAAAACUUGAAGCUAUCCUUGCAUUAAAAAGAAAAGAAAUGGUUAUCGAGUGGUUUUUCUUUUUGUUUUUUAAGUGAGAGAAAUGCAUUAUUGUAGCCAGAACACAGGUUCAGUUUAUUGACAAAACUAUAACUGAUGAGGGCAUGGGCAAUAUCUCAUCCUGUGUUUCUGAAUGGUAGCCUGUACAUGGGAUGGGGCGGAUAAUAAAUAUUAUUUCUAACCAA